Dunckerocampus dactyliophorus (ringed pipefish) is the source of this 360-nucleotide messenger RNA. Its product is annotated as C-C motif chemokine 3-like. The record is from RefSeq and is a predicted model, not a curated record. The transcript is spliced from 3 exons. Gene Ontology annotation, molecular function: CCR chemokine receptor binding; chemokine activity. Gene Ontology annotation, cellular component: extracellular region. Gene Ontology annotation, biological process: immune response; cellular response to interleukin-1; cellular response to tumor necrosis factor. Lineage: Eukaryota; Metazoa; Chordata; Actinopteri; Syngnathiformes; Syngnathidae. The coding region runs from base 19 to 318 and encodes 99 amino acids.
GACACGUUCAAGGACACAAUGGAGAUAAGAAUGAGGUUGCAUGUUUGUUUGUGUGUGUUGGUGCUGCUGGUGGCUUUGAGUGAAGGUUUGCGUGGUUGGGGACCAAAGGAUUGUUGCUUUCGUUUCCAGGAGCGAGCCGUGCCCAAAGGACGAGUGCUCAGCUACGUAAAGACCCGGCAGCAGUGCUCCGUUCCUGCCGUGCGACUGAAGACGCUGCUGGGCCGUCACGUGUGCGCUCGCUUUUCAGCCUCAUGGGUGAGAGACCUCAUGAAGCACCUGGACACCAAGACGAGCCCGGGGAACACAUCCGGCUUGUGACGCUCGGCUUAUGGACCAGCGUCCGGCCGUGUCGACGGCAUG